UCACAGAAAAAUGAGAAAACCGUCUUGUCGUUGCCGGGGACGUUAUACAUGAUUAUCCAUCAGUUGGAAUACGGACGCUGACAGGUCCCUCACCACAGUACAUUUUUAGAAAUGACCUGUGUUCAAAGUCAACAUGGAGUCCAGACCUAUGAGAGCUCCCUCUUCAGCUCAGAGUUUUUGAAUCCUGACUUCACCUCCAGGUUGGCCAUGGAUGUGACUGACCAGCUGGACCAGCUCUCCACACCCUCCCUGCCCAGCAUCACCUCUCUGGUCGGAGGCUACGUUGGCGAGUUUGAUACCUACUCAUGCCAGAUCGCAACGGGCGCUCCUUCUACCUUUGCUGGUGGCACCUCUGUGCAAGACUCGUUCAAGUUGGACGACCUCCAGGUGUACGGCUGUUACCCAGGCACAUUCGCCUUGAGUUACCUAGACGAGACGUUGUCUUCCUCAGGUGGGUCAAACUGCUUUGGAAGUCCGGCGUCUGCACAGUCACCCUCUACCCCGGGGUUCCAGCACAUGUCCGCCUGGGAUAGCACAUUUAGUCCCUGCUCCCCCGAUGAGGGAUGCUGGGGUUCAGAGAAGCCUCUGAACCAGACUGGCUCUUUCUUCACAUUCGGGCACGUCACAGUCGACGAGCUCUCUCAUCGCAGCUCGCUGCCGCCACAACUUCCAGAUCAGGACCUCUUUUCUCAGACCCAGCAACACGGUUCUCCGCUUCCCUACAGCCCACUCGGCCUGGAGCAGGGCAGUCGGGAUGGCUCGGGACUGAUGGAUGGACAACUGUCUCCAAAAAUAAGGAGCCCCACAGGAAACGAGGGACGCUGCGCAGUGUGUGGAGAUAACGCUUCCUGUCAGCAUUACGGAGUGCGAACUUGCGAAGGAUGCAAAGGCUUUUUUAAGCGCACAGUACAAAAAAACGCUAAAUAUGUUUGCCUCGCCAACAAGGACUGCCCAGUGGACAAAAGGCGGCGAAACAGGUGCCAGUUCUGUCGCUUCCAAAAGUGCCUAGGUGUCGGGAUGGUGAAAGAAGUUGUGAGAACAGACAGCCUGAAAGGUAGAAGAGGUCGUCUUCCGUCCAAGCCAAAAGCGGUUCAGGACUCAUUGUCUGUCUCUUCACCUGUCAACAUCAUUGCCUCUCUCGUAACUGCCCAUAUGGACUCAAACCCUGCCAGUGGAACUCUAGACUAUUCAAAGUAUCAGGAAUCAGUAUCUGGAUUGUCUGAGAAGGAGGAUGCCAAUGACAUACAACAAUUUUAUGACCUGCUAACAGGGUCAAUGGAUGUGAUCAGGAAGUGGGCUGAAAAAAUCCCUGGAUUCAAUGCCUUCUGUAAGGAGGACCAAGAGCUUCUUCUUGAGUCAGCAUUUGUCGAGCUCUUCAUACUUCGGCUGGCCUACAGGUCAACCCCUGAGACAGAUAAACUUAUUUUCUGCAACGGUGUGGUUCUGCACCGGACGCAGUGCGUACGAAGCUUUGGUGACUGGAUCGACUCCAUUAUGGACUUCUCUCAGAGUUUACGUCGCUUGAACUUGGAUUUGUCGUCUUUCUCCUGUCUUGCCACACUGGUCAUAAUCACAGAUCGGCACGGCCUGAAAGAGCCCAGACGGAUCGAAGACCUCCAAAACCGCCUGGUCACGUGUCUCAGAGACCACGUCUCCACAAGUGCCCCUGAGGCCACCCGGCCCAACUACCUGUCCCGACUCCUGGGCAAGCUUCCGGAGCUGAGAACACUGUGCACCCAGGGCCUCCAGCGAAUCUUCUAUCUUAAACUGGAAGACUUGGUCCCACCUCCACCCAUUGUGGAUAAAAUCUUCAUGGACACAUUGCCAUUCUGAAUGCGCCAAAGAGAUUUUAUAAAUGGACAAACUGAUGAAAGAAAUGGAUAUGAGAUGUUUGGGGAAUUCUUGGUGGUUUGACUAGUCAAAGGACUGUAUCGCUUGCUGUUCUCUGCUUUCUUGGAAUGGAAUCAGAGAAAGAUUACAUUCUAUUUGAGCCUGCAUUUGGGAACCUUCAUUACGUAGUCUUCAACAUUGAACUCACUAACAGACACAUAACGAGAAAUUUGCAUUUGGCGGAACAUUCUGGUGACUCUAAACAGACCAGGAGUUUCAAAUCCUCAUAUAAAUUGGUGGCUUGAGUUGGUAGCAUUUCAUGUCAAUGGUGCUAAUCAAAUGCUCUAGAUGUAACCUCUGAAUUAAAAAGAAAUGGUAUUCCCAUCAGUAUUACAGCAAUGUUCAGAGGGCCUAUUCCAAAGAGAAAGCAUCCAAGAAUCCAGUAAAACAUCAAGUUAGGAAGGCCAUGGACCAAAAAAGGGAGCAGAAAUAGCAUUUACUUGGAUGUUUAAAUGCUCAUACAAAGCCUUAAAUAUUCUCAAGUGCCCAAGCAUUAUCUCUCCUGAACAUGUUCAUAAACAUGCACCUACACUGAAAACAGAGAUACACUGAUACACUUGAAUGUAUUCUGCAUUCAAGGACUGUGGUAAACACUUUUCUAAUAUUUCUAAAAAAAGUGUAUUUUAAGAGUCAGUAGUUUCUAUAAAUAUAAUAUAUACAGCUCAUGAUUAUUUUCCAAAAGGUCACAAGAGAUCCAGUGCAGCUACUGUACCACGUACAGCCUCUUUCAUGCAAAUACUUUUGAGUAUUAUUACAGAUGCCUGACUUAGUUUAGUGUGCCAGUCAAUCCUUAGAGUAAUUAUAUUUGUAUGUAUGUAUUUUAAGGAUGUGUAGAGCUCCUACAGACUGUAACUCUUUUCUCCCAAUGACAAAAUCAGGAUAGGGCAUUCAGAAUUUUUUUACAUACAAAUGAAAGGUAUUGCUUAUCUUUCAUUGAUUUUGUGCAGCUCUCUACAUAAAAUAAAAUUUGAACGAAAACCC
Molecule: messenger RNA, 2871 nt
Organism: Pimephales promelas (fathead minnow)
Lineage: Eukaryota; Metazoa; Chordata; Actinopteri; Cypriniformes; Leuciscidae
Gene: nr4a1
Product: nuclear receptor subfamily 4, group A, member 1
Biological process (GO): cellular response to corticotropin-releasing hormone stimulus; regulation of transcription by RNA polymerase II
Cellular component (GO): nucleus; transcription regulator complex
Molecular function (GO): nuclear glucocorticoid receptor binding; nuclear receptor activity; RNA polymerase II cis-regulatory region sequence-specific DNA binding
Source: RefSeq, a predicted model, not a curated record